Molecule: messenger RNA, 1925 nt
Organism: Glycine soja
Lineage: Eukaryota; Viridiplantae; Streptophyta; Magnoliopsida; Fabales; Fabaceae
Exons: 3
Coding region: 241-1662 (473 amino acids)
Source: RefSeq, a predicted model, not a curated record
CUCCGUCGCUUUUUCUCUAUCUUCAUCACACACACUUCAAUCUUUUUCGCUUUUGUCUUUCUUUGUCCUUUGAUUGCUGCCAUUAAUUAAUUAAUUAAUAUUCUCCCUCCCUCUUCACAUCAAGAAGUUAGAAGAAGUCCAUGCGGUGUCAGCUUGUGAAGAAGAAAUGUGAGAAGGAUCUUGGUUUACACCUGACCUGACAGUUCUAGUAGUAGAGUGCAACAGCUACAAUCUAAUCUAAUGGGGUCCGAGCAAAAUCGAUUUCCUCAGCACGAAAGACGAAAGAGAUGGGGAGGAUGUUGGGGUGCAUUUUCUUGUUUAGGUUCACAGAAGGGUGGGAAGCGCAUUGUACCUGCAUCUCGCAUUCCUGACAGUAAUGGGCCAGCCUCUCAACCAAAUGGACCUCAAGUGGUUGGGUUGACCAAUCAAGCCACGGGACUAGCUCCUUCUCUCUUAGCUCCACCUUCUUCACCAGCAUCCUUCACACAUUCUGCCCUUCCUUCCACUGCACAAUCACCUAGUUGUUUCUUAUCCUUGUCUGCUAACUCACCUGGUGGUCCUUCAUCUACAAUGUUUGCCACUGGACCAUAUGCUCAUGAAACACAGCUGGUGUCUCCUCCAGUCUUUUCAAAUUUCACUACUGAACCAUCUACUGCUCCUCUCACUCCUCCUCCUGAGUUGGCUCAUUUAACAACUCCCUCUUCCCCUGAUGUACCUUUUGCUCAUUUUCUUUCAUCUUCAGUGGAUCUCAAAAACAAUGGCAAGGGUAACUACAUCACUGCAAAUGAUCUUCAAGCUACAUAUUCACUCUACCCUGGAAGUCCUGCCAGUAGCCUUAUAUCUCCAAUAUCAAGGAACUCGGGUGACUGUUUAUCAUCUUCUUUUCCUGAACGAGAGUUCCAUCCACAAUGGGAUUCAUCACUAUCUCCCGAGAAUGGAAAAUAUCAGAGAACUGGGUCUGGGAGGGUGUCUGGGCAUGACACAAGUGGUGUCACUAUGGCAUCACAAGAUACAAAUUUCUUUUGCCCUGCUACCUAUGCACAAUUUUAUUUGGACCAAAAUCCUCCAUUUCCUCAUAAUGGUGGGAGAUUAAGUGUUUCAAAAGACUCAGAUGUUCAAUCUAAUGGCGGAAAUGGACAUCAGAGUAGGCAUGCUAGAAGUCCUAAGCAAGAUGUGGAAGAAAUAGAAGCUUACCGAGCAUCCUUUGGUUUCAGUGCAGAUGAGAUUAUAACUACCAGUCAAUAUGUGGAAAUUUCUGAUGUAAUGGAGGAGUCAUUUACCAUGUUGCCAUUUGCUUCUAACAAGUCAACAAUGGAAGAAAGCAUAGAGCCUUCAUUUAUGAAAGGAUUCAAAGCUCAGGAUACGCAGGUGGCAUUGCAGAGUCAGAGAAGUCUUAGAUCAGAUCCAGGUCCAGUAGGCAAGGAAAAAGACAAUCAGGCCCCUAUAUGUCCAGGAUAUGAAGAUCAUAUAUCACAAGGGCAUUGUAGCAACAGCUCUGGAUUAAGUACACCAGAGAACCGUACUCUCGAAGAUGAUGAGGAUAUAUUCUCAAAAAUGGAAUCUUCCAGAAUCUGCAGGAAAUAUCAGAUGGGGUUAUCGUGCUCUGAUGCUGAGGUUGACUACAGGAGAGGAAGAAGCUUCCGAGAAGAAAAGGGAAUGUGAUUUAUAACUAGAAUUAAUCAGUUGAGAACAGAUUGUCUGUUAUCUGUGUAUUAAUUUGUAGCUUUUUUAAAAAAAGAAAAAAAGAAAAGAAAAAGAAACUCUUUACUUGGGGUUGUCUAAUAUAUGGAAAUGGAAUGACCUAACUUAGAUCUAACCGAUUCUGUCUCGUGUUUGACCAGAUCUUACUGAUCAAUGAUUGUAGUCUCUUUCUUCAAGCGAGUUCAGAUUAAUGUCUGAAGUGAAUGAAGUUUGAUUUUAAACAA